AAGAAAAAAAAAAAACCUAGAUGUGGUACUGAGAAGAAGGAUGAGGAGAAGAAGGAUGAGGAGAAGAAGGAUGAGGAGAAGAAGGAUGAGGAGAAGAAGGAUGAGGAGAAGAAGGAUGAGGAGAAGAAGGAUGAGGAGAAGAAGGAUGAGGAGAAGAAGGAUGAGGAGAAGAAGGAUGAGGAGAAGAAGGAUGAGGAGAAGAAGGAUGAGGAGAAGAAGGAUGAGGAGAAGAAGGAUGAGGAGAAGAAGGAUGAGGAGAAGAAGGAUGAGGAGAAGAAGGAUGAGGAGAAGAAGGAUGAGGAGAAGAAGGAUGAGGAGAAGAAGGAUGAGGAGAAGAAGGAUGAGGAGAAGAAGGAUGAGGAGAAGAAGGAUGAGGAGAAGAAGGAUGAGGAGAAGAAGGAUGAGGAGAAGAAGGAUGAGGAGGAGAAGGAUGAGGAGGAGAAGGAUGAGGAGGAGAAGGAUGAGGAGGAGAAGGAUGAGGAGGAGAAGGAUGAGGAGGAGAAGGAUGAGGAGGAGAAGGAUGAGGAGGAGAAGGAUGAGGAGGAGAAGGAUGAGGAGGAGAAGGAUGAGGAGGAGAAGGAUGAGGAGGAGAAGGAUGAGGAGGAGAAGGAUGAGGAGGAGAAGGAUGAGGAGGAGAAGGAUGAGGAGGAGAAGGAUGAGGAGGAGAAGGAUGAGGAGGAGAAGAAGAAGGAUGAGGAGGAGAAGAAGAAGGAUGAGGAGGAGAAGAAGAAGGAUGAGGAGGAGAAGAAGAAGGAUGAGGAGGAGAAGAAGAAGGAUGAGGAGGAGAAGAAGAAGGAUGAGGAGGAGAAGAAGAAGGAUGAGGAGGAGAAGAAGAAGGAUGAGGAGGAGAAGAAGAAGGAUGAGGAGGAGAAGAAGAAGGAUGAGGAGGAGAAGAAGAAGAAGAAGAAGAAGGAGGAGGAGAAGAAGAAGAAGAAGAAGAAGGAGGAGGAGAAGAAGAAGAAGAAGAAGAAGGAGGAGGAGAAGAAGAAGAAGAAGAAGAAGGAGGAGGAGGAGAAGAAGAAGAAGAAGAAGGAGGAGGAGGAGAAGAAGAAGAAGAAGAAGGAGGAGGAGGAGAAGAAGAAGAAGAAGGAGGAGGAGGAGAAGAAGAAGAAGAAGAAGGAGGAGGAGGAGAAGAAGAAGAAGGAGGAGGAGGAGAAGAAGAAGAAGGAGGAGGAGGAGAAGAAGAAGAAGGAGGAGGAGGAGAAGAAGAAGAAGGAGGAGGAGGAGAAGAAGAAGAAUUAG
Messenger RNA from Schistocerca piceifrons (Central American locust), 1242 nucleotides. Its product is annotated as golgin subfamily A member 6-like protein 22. The transcript has 3 exons. The annotation marks the transcript as partial. NCBI's taxonomy places the organism in Eukaryota, Metazoa, Arthropoda, Insecta, Orthoptera, Acrididae. The record is from RefSeq and is a predicted model, not a curated record.